GAAACAAAACUUUUUUCUACUUUUAUAAAACCGAGUUUGUCUAUGAUUUCAAUAUCAAUUUUAUUUACAAAAUUUUGCCAAGUCUUGGAAGAUGACUCUAAUGAUGUCUCCACCAAAGACCUCAUCCUAGGUCCUCCCUUUGAAGGCAAGCAUGCAUCAAGCUGCCCCUUAUUGUUUCAUCCUGGUUCACCUUCAGUUGUUACCUCUGAGUCAACGAGGUUCCUGCAGAGGAUCCUAAGCUGUAUUUUAGACGCAGUAAUUUGACACCCUCUCAACUCAAGAGCAGGCCUGUACAUAGUUCGGAGUUAGAAGGACGGCAACACAAAGAAACAUUUCUGUUUCGUCCUCUUAUUUAUGAUUAAUUAAAUAUUAUAUUUAUUUUUUAAGUUUUCUUGGUCCAGCUUUUAAUAAAUAAAUGUUUGCUCAGCAUUGGAUCAUUCAUACACGUUUUGCACUUGUGCUCCCCUCUCUAAAAACUUUCUUCUCUCUUCUCAGUUUCCAGGUGACACCACCACCACUACCACCACCAUUUCCACCCCCUCAAACAAGAAUAAAAGAUUUGAAGGUGAUAAACAAUUGAUGGGUGAAUAUUCUGGUAAAAGAGGCAUUAAUGGGGUGGUAGUCCCUAGAAAAAAUAUGGGCCUUUUAUUUAGAGAUACUGCUAAUACUAGAGAUCGAAAUGGAAAAAAUUGCAGUCGACUGGGCUGCAGCAGCAAAGUUAACCCUAUGAAAGUUGCUCAUAUCAGAUCUUCUGAAGAAGGUAUAUCUUUGAGGUCUUCAAUGCGGUCCUCUUCAAGUUGCAAGGAGGCUAUUGGAUGUUCCUCUAGAACGACUAGAAACCCAGGAAAACCCUCUAUAGAGCGUCAGAAAAUGUUAUCCUUCGAGUCAGAUUCAUCUGAUACACUGCUGAAAAGGAAUUCAAUAGAGUCUAGUAAUGUGAUGCGAAUGAAAGUACAAAGCUCUAGUGUAGCAUCAGAUACCCAAUCUCAAAGGAAUUUUGAUCGAAGGCCUGGGCUACGUCAGCAAGAAAUUAAAAGUACUAGUCCCGUGACACGUGCUGUUGCUAGCAAGUAUGGGCUGCAAAACCUCAGAUGCAACACUAUAUCUGACAUUAUCCCAACUGGUUGUUCAUCAUCAGAUUCAACCUUUAAUAAAAGGAAGGGAAUGAUAAAAAAGAGAAACUGUGAGGGGGAAAGUAGUUCCACUGUUAGAGGGAAAAAGAUGACGGGCUCUUCAAUGGAAGGACUGAAUUCUGGCCCUAGAAAUUCCAUAUGUAUAUCCGAUUCAAGAAGAUCCAUAAAUGUUCCUUCUCACAGGGACAGUAUCACAGCAUCAGUUAGAGCUCAAAGAUCAAUUAGUAGUCGUGCUAGGGGAAGAUUUUCUAGCCAAGGAAAUGAACACCAAAGGGCGACUAAUGUGUCCCCUGUUACGGUACCUCUAUUGCCUCAUUCUGGCAAUGCUCCUGGCAUUUCAUACCCUUUAGGUCGUCCAAGCUCUUUUAGUAGACCAAUUUCUAGCAGUGAGCAGUUGUAUGGUGUUAUGCCUGUAUCUCCUGCAGAAUAUAGCACUGCUCUAACUAGUCAGGACCGCUUUCGUCGCUACAACAUAGAUGGUAUUGCAGAGGUAUUAUUGGCACUUGAGAGAAUAGAACAAGAUGAAGAGCUAACCCACGAGCAAAUUCUCUUACUAGAGACCAACUUGUUCCUUAGUGGACUAAACUUUGAUCAUCAUAGAGACAUGCGGUUGGAUAUUGACAGCAUGUCAUAUGAGGAACUCUUAUCUCUGGAAGAGAAGAUGGGAACUGUAAGCACAACUCUAACAGAGGAAGCACUUUCAGCAUGCCUCAAGAGAAGUAUCUUUGAGCCUGGACCUACAGAAGAAGCAGCUGAGGAUUAUAAUGAGGAUAAGGAUGAUAUCAAAUGCUGCAUUUGCCAGGAGGAAUAUAUUGUUGCAGAUGAAGUUGGCACUCUACAAUGCGAGCAUAUAUUUCAUGUGGUUUGCAUACAGGAGUGGCUGCGGCUGAAGAAUUGGUGCCCUAUUUGCAAAGAAGAAGCCGCACUGUCCAAUUCAUCUUCAACCCAGUGAUCGUAUUGUUCUUUUCCUUUCGUACAAAUGCAGUUGUUCCGCACUCUUCUUAUUUUGGUUAUAUGUACAUAGCCAAUAUUUUCAUUCCAUUUACUAAUAAGAUAAGCCACUGGCUAGCUGUUAAUCUGGAGCUCAUCCAUCUUUUUAUUGGAAAAGUUAAGGUAAAGAAGGGAAUGAAAUUGUCAUCUACUAGAAGUUUAUAGUGUUGUACUUUUUUGAAUUUCUGCUUCUAAAUCAUACUGGGGAACCACUUAUCAUAUAAAUAGGCUACCUUCCUAUUUUUGGGUGGUGCCCGACUGCCAGUUCUAUACAACUAGUGACUUCUUUCU
Messenger RNA from Lotus japonicus, 2414 nucleotides. RefSeq lists its product as uncharacterized. The transcript has 6 exons. The record is from RefSeq and is a predicted model, not a curated record. The coding region runs from base 580 to 2085 and encodes 501 amino acids. Lineage: Eukaryota; Viridiplantae; Streptophyta; Magnoliopsida; Fabales; Fabaceae. Gene Ontology annotation, molecular function: ubiquitin protein ligase activity.